Phyllotreta striolata is the source of this 6496-nucleotide messenger RNA. Lineage: Eukaryota; Metazoa; Arthropoda; Insecta; Coleoptera; Chrysomelidae. The record is from the annotation of a GenBank genome assembly.
AGGUUAUAAAAUUUCUAUUUAUAACUUCUUAGGUUUUCUUUUCUUGUUAUGUUUAUAUUAUCGCCGUCUUCAAAUCUGAUGUGCGUGCAAAGUUGAAUGUUCUCGACUGUAAUUUAAUUUGUGGUUGUUUUUGUUGUGUAACCUAGUGCAUAGUUAUUUUUUAAUAUUAUAAUUUAUUCAAAAAAAUCGUGAAAAUGCCAGUAUUUCAUACGAAAACCAUCGAAUCUAUUUUGGAUCCCGUUGCACAACAGGUUUCUAAAUUAGUAAUUCUUCAUGAAGAAGCCGAGGAUGGUAUUCCUAUGCCCGACCUUCAACAACCAGUCAGGUCGGUCAGUAAUGCCGUCUCCAAUUUGGUCAAGGUCGGUAGGGAAACUAUCAACAGCUCCGACGAUCCGAUUUUGCGCCAGGACAUGCCAGCUGCCCUGGUCAGGGUGGAGAGAUCCUCCAAGUUGCUGGAAGAAGCCAGCGACAUGCUUAAACACGACCCGUUUUCCUCUCCAGCGCGAAAACGACUAAUCGAAGGCAGCGGUGGAAUUCUCCAGGCUACAUCGGCCCUGCUGUUGUGCUUCGACGAGUCCGAAGUCCGGAAAAUCAUCAAAGAAUGCCACAGGGUCCUGGAUUACCUGGCCGUAGCCGAAGUGAUCGAAACCCUGGACGAACUGGUCCAAUUCCUGCGAGACCUCAGCCCGUGCCUUAGCAAAGUUUCCAGGGAGGUCAGCGCCAGAGAAAAGGAACUAACACACCAGUUAAAAUCCACCGAAAUGAACGGAAAAUACCAAUGCUGCAAGGAGGAUUAUCCGGACUACGUGUGCAUCAGAUGCCACAACGUCUACCACCCGUGUUGCGUGGACGGUGCGAACGUGCUGAAGCUGGACGGCUUCCAAAUAUACUGCUCGCUGGAGUGCGAAAGCCGGGACGUGGAGGACAACGUCCGCAACGCCGAUCUGGAGGCCGUCAUCGUCAAGCUGCGCAAGGAGCUGGCCGAGCGCAGCAACUACCUGAAGAGGCUGAGCAAGACGUUCCUGCAGUUCGAGGACGACGUCAUGUACAAGGAGAACGAGUACGAGACGACGCUGCUGCAGCAGCAGGAGAAGAUCAAGGGCUUGACCAAGGAGAUAGCGGAGCUGAAGAGGCAGAAGGAGCAGUCGAACGAGAAGAGCAACGAGCACGCGCGUUACGUGCAAAAAUUGGAGAAGGACUUCGUCGAGCUGAGCGACAUGUACAAGCAGAUGGUGUCGACUAUAAGGAUGUUGGAGUGCGAUAAUAUGAAUUAUCAGAAGCUCGUGCAGGAUUUCAAGACGAAAAGCGAAGCGGAAGAGGCGGUGGAACUGGUCGAAAGCGCGCCGGUUGCUUCGAAAGUGGAAGAAACUUCGAAAGAUAGCAGUAAAGCAAAGGAAACUUCGGAUGAUGUGAAUAAAGUUGCUUCACCUACGAACGAUUUUAAUGGAAAUACAUUGUUCCUUUUGGGCUACACCUGCGCUGUUAACCUGUAUAAAAUGCUCACUAGGGAAGUAUCCGGCGACAAACAAUCUUCAGUUAAAUUCGAAAACGUACCGGAAACUAUUAAUAAUUUGGUGAAGUCGAUUGCUGAAUUCCACAAUUUAGGAAAAUUUACUUUUUACAUGUUCAAAGGCAUAUUCUCCACGUUGAUCCCCUCCGGAGGGUUCCUCCAAUAUAAACCGCUUUUAGUACACUCGGAAAUCCUCGUGAGAUGUUUGGAGCAGGUGAAGACGUUGGCGCCGAUACUGAUCUGCUCCAUGAAAAUCUACAUCCACAUCGUCUCGCAAGGCGGCAAGGGCGCCGAAGAAGCGGCCGAAAACCGCAACUACCUGGCCCAACGGAUGACCGACGAAAUCAACGAAAUCAUCAGAGUCCUGCAGCUGACCAGCUACGACGAGGAGCAGUCCGAACUCGACAAUCUCACCGUGCUGAAGAAACUCCAAAACGCCAUCUCCAACAAGAUCAACGCCGCCAACGACUGGCUCUUCGACCCGAACGCGGUGCGAGGCGGCGUGGGCGAGAAGUCCCUUCGUCAGAUCAUCGAGGCCGCCCAAAAGGUGGCCGAUAGGUGCCUUCCGAACGACGCGCACGUGAUCAACAAGCUCUGCUCCGAUCUGACCACCAUGACGGACGCUCUCUGCGAGCUCAGGCAAGACGGCAAAGGGGCCACUCCACAGGCGGAGUCCCUGGCCAGGGGCAUCAGGGAGAAGCUCGGCAACUUGCAGCAGGCCGUAAUGAACGCCGUAGUAGCUGUAGAUAAGACUGGUUUGCAGCAAACUGCCCACACCGUACAAGGAAGGUUGGAGCAAGCUCGAAAGUGGCUGUCGAACCCCGGCCACGACGACAAGGGCCUCGGCAAGAGGGCCAUCAACGCCAUCGUGGAGGAGGGUCGAAGGGUGGCCGACGGGCUGCCGGGCGUCCAGAAGGCCGAGAUCCUGCAGCUCUGCGACGAGGUCGACGGGUUGUCGCGCCAACUGGCCGAUCUGUGCGCCCAGGGCUUGGGCAAUUCGCCGCAGGCGCAGGAGGUGGCGCGCAAGCUGUCGCAGAAGCUGCACGAGCUGAAGGAGAAGAUCAACCAGGCCGUGGUGAACAGGGUCGUGGAGGAUUUCAUCGAUAUUUUGACGCCGCUGAAGGUCUUCACCGAGGCCGUGCUGGCGCCCGAAGGGACGCCCAACAGGGAUUUGAAUUUCUCCGACAAGGCGGCCAAUCUGCAGCAGUUCUCCAACAGGGCUGUGAAGACGGCUAAAAUGGUAGCAGCGGGUGGAAGUUCGGGUAACAAAAAGCUGGCCGAGGCUCUUCAAAGCGCCGCUAACCAAGUGGAAAGCUUGACUCCGCAGUUAAUAUCGGCCGGAAGCAUCCGUAUGAAUUAUCCGACUUCCAAAGCCGCCGAUGAGCAUUUCGAAAAUUUGAGACAACAGUACGCCGAUACGUUGACUAGAGUGCGCAACCUCUGCGACGAGGCCACCGACUCUGCCGAUUUCAUCAAAGCUUCCGAGGAGCAAAUGAGGAAGCACACUUUCCUCUGCGAAGAGGGCAUAAAGAACAGACAGCCGCAAAAAAUGGUGGAUAACACUUCGGCGAUCGCCAGAUUGGCCAAUCGGGUGUUGUUGGUGGCUAAGCAAGAGUGCGAGAAUUCUGAGGAUCCUUCGUUCAUCAACAACUUAGAUAGAGCCUCGGAUGUACUUCAAAACUCCAUCCCUCCGAUGGUGCAAGACGCGAAACUUGUGGCUAUUAAUCCAGCAGAUUCCCAUGCAGCGUCUAAAUGGAGGGAUUCUAACAAAGCUCUUCUAAACGCCGUCGGAAACGUUCGUCAAGCCGUUCAAGUGAAUCCGGAAUUGCCGCCAUUGCCGGACAUUAACUCGUUGAAUUUGGGCGAACCGCUGCGAAACACACCGACACCUAGUAGGGAGCUAGAAGGGCUGAGUCCCGCGGGUCAUCAGCACGGGGGCCGCGUCAGCCCCUUGCCGAAAUGGGCCAGAGGCGACAAUUCUGAUUUGCUCUGCCAGGAACUGGCCUCGCACUGUCAGGACGCAGGACGCAGCCAGUUCAUACCUGAAUACAUUAUCGAAGACGAACAAGCGCCGCCCCGUCCGCCGCUGCCUUACGACGGCGCCCCCGUCAGGCCGCCGCCUCCGCCGGAAACCGACGACGAGGACGAGGUGUUCAAGACGGCGCCGCUGCCCAGCCAGCCUAUUAUGGUGGCGGCCCACAAUUUGCACCGGGAAGUCAGACAGUGGUCCGCCAAAGACAACGAACUCAUCGCGGCCGCCCAACGAAUGGCCAAACUGAUGGCCAGAUUGUCCGAGCUCGUGCACAACGACGACAAAGGUUCGAAGAGGGAACUCAUAGCUACGGCUAAAGCCAUCGCUGAUGCCAGCGCCGACGUGACCCGCAUAGCGAAGCAACUGGCCAGAGAAUGCACCGACAAGAGGAUCAGAACCAAUUUGUUGCAAGUGUGCGAGAGGAUUCCCACCAUUGCUACGCAACUGAAGAUUCUCAGCACGGUGAAGGCGACUAUGCUGGGAUCUCAAGGUUCGGAGGAAGACAGAGAGGCGACGGAGAUGCUGGAAGGCAACGCCCAGAAUCUUAUGCAGAGCGUUAAGGAAACCGUCAGGGCGGCCGAGAGCGCGAGCGUGAAGAUCCACGCUCAAACUCACGGAAGAUUGAGAUGGGUGCGAAAGCAGCCCUGGUACGCGUACGCUUAGAGCGCGCGGAGAGUUGUAUUUGUGUUCAAAUAUUUAUUUAUGAUGUAAUCCGGGCGUUUCAACGUUUUCGAGCGAAACGUUGCUUCGAUAGGUUUAUUGAAAUCGUUACUUAGAAAGUUGACUAUGAAGAAUAUUAAUCUUUUUAUUUGUGUUUAGUUUUUAUUAAUGUUUUUAACGAGGUUUUGCUUGAUCGGUAAUGCGUUUCGCGUAUUUGAGUCAAUUACAGUCGAGCUUAAUGUAAUGUGAUGAUAUCGAAAAAGGUGCCCUGUAGUUAAUGUAAUUGUCAAUUGUUGACUGAAACGAAUUCACAACGUGGUCUUAAAAUCGCCUUAAUAUUUUCGAAAGUAUAUAUCGUAACGUUAUUCCAUAAAUAAUCGUGCUUUAGGUAAAUUACCGCUAGUGCCAAAAAAAUGCCUAAACUUAAGACUAUUGCUUCGGCAUUAUUGAUCAAGCAUAAUAUUUAGCUGACACGCAGACAAUCCCAUUUUAUAGUUGAAUGUUUAAAGAAUUUAACGAAUUCGUCCACCACGUAAUUAUAAAUUAAAAUAACUAAAAAAUAUUUAACUGUGGUUGACAAAAUAUAAGCAUGAUACCAGUAAUAAAUAACACACAGUGAUGUAGAAUUGCCUUGCCAACAAAGUAAUUUUUAUAUGCUUAAAUUUUAAAAAUAGUCGUAGUAUUAUAUGAACGUGCAAUAGUGCCAAAUUGUUUUAUUCGCCAUUUUUUCCUAUAAUAAGCAAUAACUUGUGGCUGAAUACUGUUGAAAGCUGUUAGAUAUUUAUAUUUUCCUAUUAUACACGUUUGCAUUAGUACUCAUUAAUUUUUUAACUAGUUUUAUAUUAUAAUGGAGUGAAAUUUUAUGUAACUAAAUAAGUAAUAAAGUAUACAAGAUACUAUUAAAUAGCAUUUUUUUAUUACGUAAAAAACAGAAAAGAAAAGUAACCCCCUAUUACUAUAGCAACAAAAAAUAAGAAUCGACUUAGUUUUCUGUGGUUUUAUAUUAGUUCAACAUAUGCAUUAAAAAAUCGAGGGCAUGAUGAUUAUUUAAAUAAUUAUUGGUACCUAUUACAAAGUUAAUAUUUCACUGGCUUUUUCCUCUAAUAAUUGCUCCAUCGUAUUAACAUGUUUGCACCAAUCAUUGAGUCUUGUUACCAUACUAGAGAUCUGAGUGCGAUCUAAAACUCUCGGUUGUACCCAUGUCAUGUUUACCGUACUGGCAACCUGAUCAAUUCGCCCUUUAACUAAUCCUUGUGAAAGCGCCUUCAUUACCAGCAGUUCAAUUUCGUUUAGAGGUAACCUCGUUUCUUUUGAAAUUUCCGCAAAUGUUAAUUGUCUGUUGUGGGACGGUCUAUUAAAUGUCAUCUCCAUCAAACAUAGUAAGGAUAUCUUCUGUCUUAAGAAUAGUUCCUCGGUGGCCAAAUCGGCUAUAGAAGACCACUGAGUUUUCAUGGCUUCAAACUUCCUAAUGUUCCCCGAAUUGAAGGCGUACAAGAGCUCGAUGAGCCAAGCAUUUUCGGUUGCUUUAAGAGACUCUAAUACAGGAUGGGCCAGAAGCUCUCCGAGAUUGUAAACCCCUUCGCCCAGCAAAGCUGCUAAACCCAAGAAAAAUGCAUGCUGCACUUUCACCUCGGUCUUCAAGGAUUCCACAUCUAUGCAGCCCAAAUACCUCAAAGCAGUGCGAUAAUAUUGAGCAUGGUCUCCUUGAAUUCUGUAGUAUUGAGAGGCGAGUAGAUAAAAUCUCCCGUGCACUGGAGUAACACCGUCGGCAUUAUCGAAAGUCGCUUCGACCUCCUCGAUGAUCUUUUUGGUGGUGUCUAAAUCGUUUAACUUAUCAAGGUAGAUCUGUCCUUCGAGGACUUUGCACAAAUUCUGGGCGUCCGGGUUGAUUUUUACUUUGGGUUCAGUCUUUUCUAGGAAAGCGAUCGCUUCUUUCGGUUCCUUGUACUGUUCGACGACAAUAGCCACUAUUUCGACCAAAGACAAAGGAUUAAUUUUAUUUUCAAACGUUUGAAUAAAAUUGUGAUACAGCUGAAUUAGGUUGUCCGCUUUCUGUAGUUCCGGUUUCUUUAUAAACACUAGUAAUUUGAGGGUUAAUUGAUGCCAUAGUUUUUUAUUAUGGAGCUCCUCAAGUUCUGCCCACUCAGAGCCCAAUUCCUUCGGACUUUCCUUUUGUUGUUUAGCAAGAUAAUCACUAACAUUAGACGGUUGCACCGCAGCUGCAGCCAUUUUCUGUGAUGACAAGACAAAAAUUUCUUAUUUUCGCAAGACGAAGAGGAUAAUCAGUGUUGUUU